Messenger RNA from Salarias fasciatus (jewelled blenny), 2076 nucleotides. Its product is annotated as phosphatidylinositol 4-phosphate 5-kinase-like protein 1. The transcript has 10 exons. Bases 59 to 1333 code for a protein of 424 amino acids. Lineage: Eukaryota; Metazoa; Chordata; Actinopteri; Blenniiformes; Blenniidae. Gene Ontology annotation, biological process: phosphatidylinositol phosphate biosynthetic process. The record is from RefSeq and is a predicted model, not a curated record. Gene Ontology annotation, molecular function: 1-phosphatidylinositol-4-phosphate 5-kinase activity. Gene Ontology annotation, cellular component: plasma membrane.
UUUCAGGCUCUGUGUGAACACAGCUUGACGGUUCCGUCCGAGCAGUGAGGAACUCCAGAUGGCUCCAGAGAAGACCGCCCGUGGUCCCAGAGCUGCCAGGCGGAGGCGGUGGUGGCAGCUGAGGCAGAGGUGGAGGAUGUUGGGCGUGUUUGAGAUCGAUCAGGAGCACGAGUUCUUCUCCCUCACCUCGAUGAUUAAGGAGGGCAUGCAGGCGUCCAUCCAAGUGACGCUGGAUGCUCCGCAGCAGGACACACUCUCGGCUGAGCAUUUCAAAGCAGAAGACACUCAAACACACGAGGGGUUCGUCAUGCAGACGUUCGCAGCUCCAGUGUUUGCCAAAGUGAGGCGUUCACUGGACAUCACGGAGGAAGAGUACAUGAACUCGCUGUGCUCGGGAGGAUGCUACCUCCAGUUCGUCAGCAACUCCAAGAGCAGGGCCGACUUCUUCGUCACGAACGACAAAAGGUUCUUCUUGAAGACGCAGAGUAAACGUGAAAUCCGGUUCCUCCUGUCCAACCUGCAGAAAUACAUGGAGCACCUGGACAAGUACCCUCACUCCCUGAUGGUCAGGUUCCUCGGUGUCCACAGGAUCGUUAUUCCCAAUGAGAUGAAGACCUAUUUCAUUGUGAUGCAGAGUGUGUUUUACCCUGACGAGCGCAUCAACAUCAGGUACGACAUCAAAGGAUGUGAGGUGGGCCGCUGGACCAACCCCGACACGGGCGGGAAGCAGAUCAUCAAAGUGCUGAAGGACAACAACUUUGAAGGGCAGAACAUCGUGCUGGGUCGACAGAAGUCCUGGUUCAUCAGCCAGGUGAAGGCAGAUGCCGCCUUCCUGAGAGAUCUCAAUGUUCUGGACUACAGCCUCCUGGUGGCCCAUCAGCCCCUGCACCGCGAUGAGCAGGAGGGAAAACGUUCCUUGGCCAACCUCGUCAUUCGCACCACAAAGUCUUUGGAUUUUGAAGAUAGUCCAACAGAGGAACCCUCCAGCGUUCCUUUACUGACAGAGAACCCUGAUACCACAGACGGAGGGGCAGAGGCUGAGGGGUUUGCCCUCCAGGAGCUGAAACAAAGCCAAUCGGACUCUGAGCUGCAGGAGUUCCACGAGCAUCACCGACGACUGCUGCCCAACUUCAAAAACGCCAUCCACGUGAUCGACGGCCCCGAGCGCCGCUACUUCGUGGGCAUCAUAGACAUCUUCACCGUGUACGGGUGGAAGAAAAGACUGGAGAACCUGUGGAAGCGCCUCCGCUUCCCGGGCAGGGCCUUCUCCACCGUCAGUCCAGACAAAUACUCCCACCGGUUCUGCCGGUGGAUUCAUGAGCGCAGCCAGUGAUGAAGACUUUAGCUCGACACACUUUCCAGCUUUGUAUUUGUUAAAAAAUUUGAAAACCAUGUAUCAUUUUCUUUACACUUCAUGUUUUGUUGAGCGAUCACAUAAAAUCUCUCUAAAAUAUUUAUGUGGUUGUAAUGUGGCCAAAAAGUUCCAGGUGUAUCAAUACUUUUACACGGUACUGCAUGUUUUAAAACCUGAGAUCUAACAAGAACACAGACCAGUCCUUCAUCUGAGGCCAUGAGAAGAUCACUGGUAACUCUCACCAGAGCGGUCUCUGUGCUGUGAUGAGCUCUGAAAACUGAAACGACUCAGGCAGUUUGAGUAUAAAUGGUCAACGGGUGAUUUGCAACAAGCUUUUUUUCCAGGAUUUUAAAAAUGAAGUGAAGGUUAGAUAUUGGUCAGUAGAAACACCAGGAAGAAAGGUGGGCUUUUUAAGGAGAGGUUUAAUAACGGCAAUCUUUAAAGGCCUGUGGUACAUAACCUGUUACUGAAGAUAGGUUGAUCUGGUCUAAUAUUGAUAUCUUUGAACAGUCUAGAUUUGUUUUUGUUUUUUGUUUUUUCCUAUCAAGGAGGAAUAGUAGGCAGAACUUGAGCAAUAAUAGCAUGAUUUUCUGCAAUUACUGGCAGUAGAAAUGUUUUAAUCAGUGACCAACACAAUGAAAAGCAUUGUUUAAAAAAAAAAAUCCGAAAAUAAGAAAAAGUUACAUUUCAGAUGCGAACGAGUCUUUCACUGAAGCAGAAAA